This is a messenger RNA of Danio rerio (zebrafish), 2631 nucleotides long. It is a transcript of the gene armh3, whose product is annotated as armadillo like helical domain containing 3. Lineage: Eukaryota; Metazoa; Chordata; Actinopteri; Cypriniformes; Danionidae. The record is from RefSeq and is marked provisional. Gene Ontology annotation, cellular component: Golgi membrane; cytoplasm.
GAGAUUCUGUUUAGCUUCAAGAGUGAUGGAACAAAUACAGUGAUUCACUUACUCAGCGUGUGUGUGUGUUUGUUAGCUAUGGCUCAGACUGAGAAGAAAGCAGGUCUGCUGAGGAGAACGUCCUCCUCAAAGAAACCGCUGAAGGAGAAGGUGGUGCUGAUGUAUGAUGAGAUAUUCAUGAAAGAAGACCCGACUAAGAACAGUCCUCGCUUCUGGGAUGAGCUCUUCUUGAUGAAGGUCAAUCUGGAGUAUCUGGAGGGGAAGCUGGAGUCUCUGGAUGGAGAUGAGUUCAUGAAGAUCAAAGACAACAUCAACAGUUUGUUUCAUCACUGUGUUCAAGCUCUGGCCGAAGAGCACCAGAUCAAAGUAGUCAAUGCUCUUCAGACGCUCUGUGCGCUGUUUAGAGGAGUUCACCAAAAAAACAAAUCCGCCACCGGCUUCGACAUCAUCAACAUGCUGAUAGGCUUCGACAAAGCCGAGCUCAGGAUGAAGGAGCUGAUGGAGAGUCUGGACAGUCUGCUGUGUGGAGACGGAUCCGAGAGCCUCAAGAGUUUGUGUCUAAAACUGCUGCUGUGUCUCGUCACUGUGACCGAUAAUAUUAGCCAGAACACCAUACUGGAGUAUGUGAUGAUCAACAGUAUAUUUGAGGCCAUCUUACAGAUCCUGUCAGAUGUUUCCAGUCGAUCCCAGCAUGGAUAUGAUUCUGUCGUUCUGUUAGCGCUACUGGUCAACUACAGGAAAUAUGAAUCUGUAAAUCCGUACAUCGUCAAAUUAUCAAUAGUGGACGACGAGCCCACACUGGACGGAUUGGGAAUGGUCAUCCAUCAUGCACUUACGGAGUACAACAGGCAGUAUAAAGAAAAAGAAGAGGAAAACCAGGGAGGCUUUUUCUCCACCCUUUCCAGCAUGGUGGGCAGUAUGUUUAUCGCUGAUGCAGAUGAGAAGCUUUCAGUGCAGACAAACGAGGCCAUUCUGCUGGCUCUGUACGAGGCCGUGCAUCUCAACAGAAACUUCAUCACAGUUCUCGCUCAGAGUCAUCCAGAGAUUGACAUGGCAGCUACACCCGCUACACCCGUCCCAGCCUCUCCUACAACACCACUUGGCACAACACCACCCUCUCUGGACUUGAUGAAUAAUCCUGAGCUUCCUCUGGACCCAAACUUGCAGACGAGUAAUCUUCUUAUAACGUUCCUCAAAUAUUCCUCUAUCGUGAUGCAGGACACCAAAGAUGAACACAGACUCAACAGUGCCAGACUAUGCCUCAUCAUUCUGACCUGUAUAGCUGAGGACCAGUAUGCCGAUGCGUUUCUCCACGAUGAUAACAUGAACUUCAGAGUCAACUUGCACCGAAUGCCCAUGAGACAUCGAAAGAAAGCCGCAGAUAAAAACAUCCCCUGUCGGCCUUUAGUGUGUGCUGUGCUGGAUUUGAUGGUGGAGUUUGUUGUGACUCAUAUGAUGAAGGAAUUUCCUAUGGAUCUUUACGUGCGCUGCGUUCAGAUCAUUCACAAGCUGAUCUGCUACCAGAAGAAGUGCAGGGUUAGACUGCACUACACGUGGAGAGAGCUCUGGUCAGCUCUCAUUAACCUUCUGAAGUUCCUGCUGUCUAAUGAGACCGGCCUUCUGGCAAAGCACAAUAUCUUCCAGCUGGCUCUUCAGGUGGUGAACCUCUUUAAUAUGUUCAUCACGUAUGGAGACACGUUCCUGCCGACCCCCAGCAGCUACGAUGAGCUCUAUUAUGAGAUUAUACGCAUGCAUCAGGUGUUUGAUAACCUCUACUGCAUGGUGCUGAGAGUCUCCACCAACGCGGGCCAAUGGAAAGAGCCUGCUAGUAAAGUUACUCACGCUCUUGUCAAUGUCAGAGCAAUUAUUAACCAUUUCAAUCCUAAGAUUGAGUCGUACGCUGCUGUGAACCACAUCUCGCAGCUCUCAGAAGACCAGGUGCUGGAGGUGGUACGGUCCAACUACGAUACACUAACAUUAAAGCUGCAGGACGGUCUGGAUCAGUUCGAGCGUUACUCUGAGCAGCCCAGAGAGGCCGGCUUUUUCAAGGAGCUGGUGCGCUCCAUCAGUCUGAACGUGAGGAAGAACGUGUCUCUGACCACCAUGAGUCAGGACGUCCUGCUGAAGGAGUUCUCCUCCAUAUCCUGAAAACUACGGGACCUUUGUCCUGAGUUUAGGACCCUCCAUACUGACACAUCUAUCGCUCCACACAUCUGAGGCUUCUCAAUGUUACAGCAGACUUUUCCAGAGGACACAGCUGGAUUACUGAUGCGGUGUGUGAGGUUGGUUGCACUCAGAACAGACUCAGAAAAAACGAACACACAAAAAAAGCAGCAAUCAGCCAGACUUUGCACAAUGUGAAUUUUGAUUCUGACUACACGGUAUUUUUAUUUUUUCUUUCUCUCUGGUGCAGUUUCUGUCAUGUAUUCUUCAUUGCCUUAGUACCAAACUGAUGAAACCAAUGUCUUCUGUUCUUUAUAUGCCGCUUUCGUGUCCAGAUGUGUGAACGGAAAUAAAAUAGCGAAAGAAAACUGGAAAGGAAAUGUCUAGGUCAACGAAAUAAAGCUGUCAUGAUUUACGAUUUGAUUUCUGACCAAUUCUGAUUACUAUAAUGCCAAAUAAAAGAAUUCU